Xiphophorus couchianus (Monterrey platyfish) is the source of this 8086-nucleotide messenger RNA. It is a transcript of the gene tdrd12, whose product is annotated as tudor domain containing 12. Bases 430 to 4491 code for a protein of 1353 amino acids. Gene Ontology annotation, biological process: germ-line stem cell division. The transcript has 37 exons. The record is from RefSeq and is a predicted model, not a curated record. NCBI's taxonomy places the organism in Eukaryota, Metazoa, Chordata, Actinopteri, Cyprinodontiformes, Poeciliidae.
GGGUACGUUGAGCGUUCUUGCCUAGAUGCGUACUUAGAAAUGGAACAGUACUUUGGCCACUGUCGAUGACAUUUCACAAGUACCCUAGAACAGAUAAGUAGGCAUAUUGAGAAACGGCCAAAGGCGGAACAAGGGUUCAAGUGCGACUAUUCGGACAGGACCAGUAUCUGAUUGGGAAACGUAACAUCUGUUUUAAAGUUCUAACUUCUGAAAUCUAGUGGCGCGGAAAUCUGACAAAUACCCACCGAAUUUUAACAUUGCUUACCCUCACUUCUCAAGCUACCAUGUAAAGAUAUAGCUGAUAUAAUUCAAUUUGGAAAAAAAAUACCACUACCUCUAGCGGGCAGUGUGAGAAUAGCUGCCACCUUUCUUUGAAUUAGUCAGCGGUAAUUGGUGAACCUCUGAGAAAGCUUCCGGUUCAUUCACAAAAUGUUGGAAAUAUUCAUUUUGAAGGUUGAGAAUCCAUCAUGCCUCUGGGGUCGGGUUGUUUGCGGUGCCGAUGGCAGUGUGGAGACCACAGAACAUUACACUACUCUCCAGGCUCAGAUGAACCUUUUCUACCAAGAUGCAACUCAAGAUCUAAAUCAACUGAAACCCACUUCAUUAGAGGAAGGACAGGUGUAUGUGGUAUACUGGGCUGUGAAGAAGUCAUGGUGUCGUGCCGUGGUGCGGUCCGUCAUCACCGACCCCACAUGCUGUCGAGCUUUCUGCUUCCUGGUUGACCAUGGAGAAAUGAUUGUGGUCUCCUUAGACAAGAUACGAGUGUCGUUACAGAAGUUCCUUCAGCUUCCUUUCUGGGUGAGGAGGUUCCACCUGGCACGAAUCCAACCAAUAACCCUUCGAGUAUCUGUACUAGAAGAAAAAGUAGAACUUGAACCUACUAGACAGUGGGACUUUUCGGCUACACUUUACCUGCACAACUUGCUUCGAGCAUCCACCCAAACAGAAGCUGUGUGGCAUCAGUUGGAGUCGGACUCUACCUCCAUUGAGCUCUAUCUUACCAUCAGCAACAUCAAGAUCUGUGUGAAUGAUGACCUGGUAGCCAAUAGGUUUGCAUGUUACAGCAGCAGUGGCCUGGACGCCUGUGACAGAUUUCCUCUCGUGUUGUCCCCCAGCAUCCUAACUCAGACUGCUUUAAAAUGCUCUGACAAGCAGAUGGAGGAAAACCUGCAUUCGCCCAGUGAACAUGGAGGGUCAUCAGAGAGUCCUGGUACUUCAGAAGCAGGGGACUGGCUGACAACUCCCUCUCUACCUCAGAGUCAAGUCCCUGAGCUGGUUACUUGUGAGGAAGGCAGCAGAUCAGAGGAUACUAAAGAACCAAUGUUUUUUAACAGCCAAACCAAGCAUGGCCCAAAAGCUUCAGGGGCAGAGAGUGACUCCUCGGAGGAAACAGACUUCUCUCUUGCUUCAGCGCUAACCAAAAGCCUUGGUCUGUUCAGGUUCUUGAAGUUUCUAAAUCCUGGCAGAGGCAAUCAACUGGAAGACAAAGAGCAAAGCCAGGAAGGAGACGUCAGACCAGAGGCCAGCUGCAGAGAUGAUGACGCAGGUUCUUCUCGGGUGGGGCAGAAUGAUGACCUAAACAACUGUCAACCUGAGAUGACUGAACUGUCUGAAGCUGGCACUGAACAAGAGCAGGAUGCUGCCAGCAUGUUCUCAGAGACCAACCUGCAAAGUAAAACUGGAGAUGUUUCUCAAACUAUUCUAGUUGACAGACCUGGGCAUGUGGAAGCAAGUGAUUUAAGUACGUCAGUGGAGUGUGGAAUGAGGAGGAGUGAAGAGGACAGAGUCUGCUCACGUCUUUUAGAGUGGCUGAACCCAGAGCCUUUCAACUCUGAUCCUGAUGCUGUAGAUGAGGUGGUUUCACCCGGUGAUCCCUGGGUGGAGGGGAUUCUAGUGCAUUCAACCCAUUCCAUGGAACCAUGCAACACAUUAGAAGAUGCUCCCAUCACAGAUUCUCUUCGUCAGGUCUUGCUUCGGAAAAACUAUCGCACUCUUUCUCCAGCUGACCGUUACAGUUGGCCAGCUGUAGCUCGUGGCUGCAACACUUUCGUUAUCUCCCAGAAUGCUGACCAGCCACUUGGCUACCUUAUUCCUCUGCUCACCCACAUUCUUUUGAACUCCCUCCUCUUAUCCCACCUCUCCAGUUCAGGGCCCAUAGCAGUGCUGCUGUGUCCGGGCUGGGAAAAGGCUCAGAUUAUAUACAACCUACUGGAGGAAAGCAAGGUUUCUCAAACCCUCCACCCAAUUAUUGUCUUGGUGGGCAUUGGCAAGGAUGAAGCCAAGGCUGUAAAAUUCCCCAAAAACUGCCUGCUGUUGGUGACCACGCCAUUUACUCUUGUCCGUUUGCUGUCUUGUCACUGCUUUCUUUUCCUGCGACUGUACCAUCUAGUAUUAGAUGAGGCUGACCAGCUCUUCACUUUUGCACCUGAUGAGAUGGCAACCAUCCUACAACAUUUUCAGAAGGUGACUUCCAGUGAAGAGAAAGCAUCCUGUCCUCGGCAACUGGUUGCUGUGGCCAAAAGAUGGACCAGUCACAUGGAGGAUCUAAUCUCUAAUCAUAUGCCCUAUCCCUCCAUCAUUAUAACUGUCCCUGAGGAGGCUGCACUUUAUGGUAACAUCCAGCAGGUUAUCCUGAUGACUGUUGAGAGCAACAAGAUAUCUGAACUUCUGGGAGUGUUGGAUUUCAGUUCUGAAGUUGGCCAAAAGACACUGAUUGUAGCAAACUCUGCUGAGGAGGUUGAAGAUGUGUUUAAGGCUGUCAGCAACAAAUCGGCAUUCUGUCUCAAGAUCCACAAGGGAUUACUGGACCAGCUUGACUUUGUCAUCCAGCAGUGGAGGAAAAACAUUGGCCCUGGCACUCAUGUUAUCCUGGUGAGCACCAGUGAGUGCUUGAGGGGCCUUGGCAUCAGAGAUGCAGCUUGUGUUGUCCACUAUGGAUUUCCGCCUUCUCCUAAAGUGUUUGGCUACAGACUCUUUUGCAUGGCUGAACACUUUCGAAAUCUACCUAAACAAGAUCAAACAGACAGUGGUUCUCCAGUCAGCAGAUCAGUGCUGCUGAUCUCAGAAAGAAAUGCUCGCCACGUUGUGGGAGUUCUCCGUUAUCUGGAACGAACUGAUGCGCCACUUUCACCUGUACUGUUCUCCUUUGCUGAGGGGGUACAUGUGGCCCGCGAAGACCAGAAGACAGAUCGACCUUUUUGCAGCUAUCUGAAGAGGUUUGGAUUCUGCAGAGACAGGAGUGUGUGUCCUGAUCGUCACAGAAUCAACCGUCAGUCAGAUCAGUCUGCUCUUCCUUCCUCUGGAGUCAUUGAAGUCUUACCGCUCUACAUUAAGACAGCAUCUGUCUUCUAUGGUCGUUUGGUCAGACAGAAUGACAAGGAGUUUGAUAAAAUGGCCUCUGAGAUGAUGUCUUAUUAUGCUGACAAGAAACCUGGAGCCAAGGAGCUGCUGGAAGGAGCUUUAUAUGCAGUUCAAGAGGACGAGAUCUUCCACAGAGUGAAGAUCCUGGCGCUACCUGACCAUGGUGAAAGCAUCUUUUACAAUGUCUUGGUUCAGUUCAUUGAUAUUGGAAAGGAGAGUGAUGUCAAAUCCCAUCAGAUCCUUGAGCUGCCGCCACAGUUUCAUUCUCUGCCUAACCAAGCCGUUGAGAUGGUGGUCUGCAGGGUGAAGCCAGCUGAUGCUGAGAUUGAGUGGCAUCCAAAGGUCACCAGAGCAAUCAGCCAGAAGAUCCGAGGUCUGCAGCAUCGAGCCAGAGCCGUUCUGUGCCUGGGGAAUACAGUUUUUGUCGAUCCUAUGGUACGAGUUACUCAGAUGCCAGGCACAAAAACAUUUAUAAAUGAGUACAAUGUGCAGACUGAGAUCCUAAAGACGGGGAUGGGAGUCAAUAAUCCCGAGCAUCUGGACUUCUUCAGAGCAGCGGUUCAAGAUAACAGCAGCAAAGACGGAGGUCACGCAUCAAGCGACAAAGACAGAAGAGGAAUUUACGAAAGUCAUCCUGCUGCCUCCUUGAGCCUUCAUGAAAACGGCGAUCCUGAUGGUGAUGAGCAAGUUGUGUCUAGAGAUGAAACAGUCUGCAAUGAUCCGUCAAAGAGUUUAUACCCUCAGGUUGUUUGGUACCAGACCUGUGACUCUGUAAUUGUAACAGUGAAGUUGAUGAACCCAGAGAGUCAACGCUGUGAUUUCUACACAGACAGAGUUGUCUACAGUGGCAGAGUGAACGGUCGUUCCUACAGGGCUGAUCUGGAGCUUCACCAGAAAAUAGAAGCCGACAUUUGCCACUGGGAAAUGAAGUCCAAUCAGCCUGUUCUUAAACUGGUAAAACAGCAGCAAGGACACUGGGAGAGACUCAUCAGGAGUAAGAAUAUUUUUGUGAGUUACGACAUGGACCAUGUUGAUGACGACGAAGACAGAUCAUCAAGUUGUCUGUUUGUGGAGAAUACAGGAGAGGAUAGCUGCUAUCUGAACUCAGAGAGCGGCAGCGAAAGUGACUGAACCCAAAAUGUUCUUGUUUACAUCUUCACCUCUUCCCUUUAAGAUAUAUUUCAGAUUCCUUUUGCAGUUGGUUUUAUUGUUCUCAUAUGUGGAGUUUAGAUGGUUGCCCUUAAGAGGCCAACAUUCAGAAUCUGAAAUCUAGUUGUUUGGAAAUUGUCAUCUUUUUUUAAUCUAUUGUUUCGCAGAUGAGCAAAUACUAAAACAUUCAUUUUCAUUCAUGUACUUUGAAUUUAGUUCUGGGGAUAUAGGUCAACACACAUGACUGUUUUCUUCCUUUAAAAACAAUUCAUAAUCACAUUUAAUGAUAGCUUGUGACAGCGUGGGCAAUUGAGAAACCGAAUUCUGUUACUAUUAACGUGUAAAAAUUAAACAGAAUUGAAUUGUUCCCCCAUCUUUUGUUCAAAUAAUUGCUUGGAAAUGUGAUAAAUAAUUUCAUUACCUUUGAGCUGUUUCAAGUUGGGAUCUAGGUAGGCUCUGUGCAUCUUGUUGUGUAUUAUGUAUGGAGGCAGAAUCCUGACAAAGUUAAAAAUAAAUAUGAAAAUAAAUUAAUGGGUUGAUAAAGUAAUAAAUGUGUCAAAAAAUAAGAACUUUGCCAACUUCUUUGAUUAUGAAAUGGAGCAUUAAUUAAUUUAGAAUUUUCAGCAAUACUAAUUUAACAUCACUAUCAUUUAUCCCGCCUGCAGUCCUAAGAGGGGUGGAGUAGACCCUGUGUGAGCUUUUUACCCUGUGCGCGGUCCCGCUGGCGCCGUACUGAUCUGGUUUUUUCCUUCAUGGUUUUGGAAACUGACAGGACUCCCCCAUCACUUUUCUGCUGUCCGACAGUGACAUCUGCUGCGCUCUUCCUGAGAGUCAGGCUACUACUGUGUGAGGCUUAUCAAAAAAUAAGAAAAUUAAAUGAAAAUUAUACUAAUAAAAUAAUAUAACUAAAAUGGAGAAUUAAAUUUAAGCAAUUUCUCCUUAGAGAUUACUUGUCUGUUCUAUUCAAAAUAGUGAUACGGUAAAUUAAUUCUGUUAAAAAUUAUCAACAAAUAUGGAUGUUAAAUUGUAUAAUUAAAUUGUAAAAAUAUAUAUUUUUGGAUGUUAUAUUUGGCACAUGAAUUACUUUAUCAAGCCACUUAUUACUUUCUCUGUUUAUUCACAAUUUUGUUAGGAUUCUUUUCUAAACAUAUAAGGACAGCAUGAAAUUGGGAAUUAAAAUUACCCCGCUGGUGCUAGCGUGAGAUUUGCCAAGAUUGGUGCAGUCCUAAGCAAAAUAUGCAGCACUAUUGUUCAGUCACUUCUGUUGAUGUAAUGAACACCUAUUUAUAACAAAUGUCACCUCAAGGUAUUUUACAAAACAAAUGGCCUCUAAUCAUUUCUAGCUACAUAAAAUCUAAUUUUGCUCAAAUUCACAAUAAUCCAACUGGUUAAGAUCCACGUUCAUAGUCAAUGUAAUUGAAAUUUACAAAUUAAAUUAAUAAUACAGUGCCAAUUGGUAAUUGUCUACUAUAAAGAAGGCCAACCCAGUACAUCAAGCCAUUGACUUUUCAGCAAUCAUUUUCUCUGUUUUACUUUAUACCAAACAGAAACGGACAAGGAAAAACUUUACUGAUAUCUUCAGAGUAUUUGGUGGGUGUUUGUGUCAUUGCCUUGAGUUUGUAAGUAUGAAGUAUAACCGACACAAGUUAUGAUUUGGGUUGACUACUAGUGUUGUUACUUUUUUAUGACAAGGCAUGUAUAUAAGUACACGUUGUUGAUUGCCUUCUUGACUACUGUUCACAACCAUGGGAGAGCUCUUAGAGGAACAACGGUCUGUUUUGUUUGCAGCUUUACCAAGUAAAACUGAGGCAUUAUAAAGCUUUAUUUAAAUCUGCAAGUAAGACAAGCAUACCUCCUCAGCUGCCUUGUGGCAACUGGUAUAUUACUGUUACUUUGUUGUUGCAGUGCUGCAUUAGACUUGCAUUAAAAUUAUUUACACAGUUCUUCACAUUUAUAUUUAAAAUCAUCUUUUUAGUUUGACCAACAUGCUUCUUAUGACUGGGAGUAAUGGUAACAGUUUGAAGUGGCCCAUCCAGUGACAGUCCUGGGAGCUUAGGGAGUUUAGUAUUAGGAGAAUGUAAAAAGGACUUCCAAACUGUAAGGCCUUGAAGAAGAGUGUCCAAAAAUAGUAAUGGAGAUGGCAAAAAGUGCAUGAGGAGUUACAGGAAAGAUUUGGUUGCUGUCGUUCCUUUUCCAUUGACUUUAGUGAAUAAUUCUUUGCAUGUACAUUUUGUUUUUGGAUAAAAAUGAAAACUAUAUAUAUCUUGUAUGGUCCUAGUUUCUGGGAGAUGCCUUACAUUUUCCAAUCAGAAAAAAAAAUUGGUGGUUAAAGCUGCAGUAGGUAACUCUAAAAAAAAAUGUGUUUUUUUUUUUUUUUACAUAUUAAAAUUGUUACUAUGUCCUCAAUGAAUGGUACGAGACAGAUAAUCUGUGAACAGAAUCAAGCUUCUCCACCUCCUCCCAGUGCUACUAUUGCGAUCUGCAGAAAUGUGCUGCUCCCAGUCAAAAACAGCCAGUCAGGAGAAUCAUAGCACUAUAAAUUACACUUAUGUAUGUGCUGCUCAAUGUGCUAAUGGUGGAGAAACAACUUACGGUUCCAGGAAAACUGUUUACCUGCUGUCAUUGGUGACCGUGCUAACUAGCCUGAGCAUUUGUGACAGGCUGUGUUAUGGGGAAGAAGCUGUAGCACAGCAGAGAGCAAGGGGGGUAAGCAGCAUGUACACAAGAAUGAUUGACAGUGUUUUUGACAGAGCAUUGUAUUUCGGCUAAGGGUGCACGGAUUUCUUUCUCUUUUUUUUUUUGGCUGAUUACCGAUCUUUAAAAAACCUGACCUGCCGAUUCCAAUUUUGGCAAAAAAUUUGUUUUUUUUUCCUUUUUUUUUUUUGUCUGAAAUGUUGCUAAAUAUAAUAAGAAAGUUGGCAAUAGUGGGAUUGCCAACUCAGCUAUUGAUUAGUGCAAACAUGCAGACAUGACCAUGGCAGAGCAACAGAGGACAGUGGUUGAUUUUUAGACCUUUUCCGAGGUUGAUAAGAUCGGUGGAUAAGCUUGGCUUCACAUGUAGGUAUCAGCUGAUAACCGGUCUCCCAAAAUUGGAAAGGAAAUUGGGGCCGAUUUAUCGGUGCAUCCCUAAUUUCUGCAGCUAGCAUUGGGAAAAUGCAGAAGAGCUUAAUAGACACAGUUUUAACAAAUAUACACAAAUAUAUUUUCUAUAACAGUUCCAUAAAGCAGGCUUAAGAGAAAAAGUUUAAUGUAUAUUUGCCAGGGGUAUGAAUAGUUGUGGACGUAAGUGCCUGUGUAAAAGGAGUUUAGGUUAAAGCUGCAGAUAGUAACUUUUAUUUAAAAAAUGUUUUUUGCAUAUUUGUUAAAACUGUCACUAUGUCCUGUAAGUAGAAUAUGUACGGCUUUGUUGAUUAAUCCUUAAAAUGAAGUUGUAUCGACUUAUUUUGUUAAUAUUCUGUAUCUGUUGACGACUGAAAAGAAAUGUAUCAGUUGAAGAACUUUAUGUACUUUUUCUUUUUGAACAUUUGUUUGGAUUCUGCAGUUUUACAUUGUUUGUUGGAUGUUGUUUGAAUUAUUA